This is a messenger RNA of Pantherophis guttatus, 2212 nucleotides long. RefSeq names its product cytochrome P450 2J6-like. Gene Ontology annotation, cellular component: cytoplasm; intracellular membrane-bounded organelle. NCBI's taxonomy places the organism in Eukaryota, Metazoa, Chordata, Lepidosauria, Squamata, Colubridae. Gene Ontology annotation, biological process: xenobiotic metabolic process. Gene Ontology annotation, molecular function: iron ion binding; oxidoreductase activity, acting on paired donors, with incorporation or reduction of molecular oxygen, reduced flavin or flavoprotein as one donor, and incorporation of one atom of oxygen; heme binding. The record is from RefSeq and is a predicted model, not a curated record.
CAGACAAAGUCUUAUCACAGAGCAGACGCCUUGGAGAAGGUGCACAGAAAUGAUGGCCCUAAGCUCAAUUUUCCUCCUGCUCGUCCUCUGCCUUCUGAUUGUCCAACUGGUGAAGCUCCAGUUGCGUAGAAGACACUACCCACCUGGACCGACUCCUCUGCCUUUCAUCGGGUGCUUAUGGCACCCCAAAUUUUUUCAAUUAACCCGGGAACUCUUGAUAGAGAUGUCCAAGAUCUACGGGAAUAUCUUCACGUUGUGGUUCGGGCCCUACCCUCUGAUUAUAUUACAAGGCUACCAAGCUGUGAAGGAUGGUCUCACCACCCACCCUGAAGAUGUUUCUGGCCGGCCUCUGCUCCCCUUUUUCAAAACAUUGGCAAAUAACAAAGGAAUUCUGCUUUCCACGGGCCUGACCUGGAAGCAGCAAAGACGAUUUUCAAUGGCGGCUCUGAAGAACCUCGGUUUGGGGAAGAGCGCUCUGGAGUAUCAGAUCCAAGAGGAGGCAGAGAGUUUGGUGGAAGUGUUCAGGAAAAGUGAAGGAAAACCCAUGAAUCCUUCUUUCGCCCUGAACCUCGCGGUUUCCAACGUGAUUUGUGCGGUAGUCUUUGGACAUCGUUUCUCCACAGAAGACAAGAUUUUUCACCACCUGCUGGAAGCCAUGGAGAAGAUUUUCAAUGCCUCUGACAGUGUCAUGUUUAAUCUGUACAAUAUUUUCCCCUGGAUUAUGCAGCAUGUCCCAGGACGUCACCAGAAGGCAUUUUGCUCACGUGACAUUGUUCAGUCAUUCAUAAGAGAGGAGAUCAAGAAGCACCAAGAAGCAGACCAUCGAGAAAAAACCCAAGACUUCAUCCAUUUGUACCUGGAUGAAAUAGAGAAAAUGAAGAACCAACCCAAAUCACCCUAUGAUGAAAAAAAUAUGGUUCAGAGCAUCUUUGAUCUCUUCCUGGGGGGGACAGAGACAUCAGGCACCACUCUCCACUGGGGAUUGUUAUAUAUGGUGCUUUAUCCUGACAUUCAAGCCAAAGUCCAAAAGGAAAUAGAUACCCUCCUAACACCGGGCCAGUCGAUCUGUUACGAGGAUCGCAAGAAACUUCCGUACACAAAUGCUGUGAUUCACGAAAUCCAGCGCUUUAGCAACAUCAUUUCGAUUGGAAUGCCCAGAUUCUGCUUAAGAGACACAAAGAUCCAGAAGUUUCACAUUAAAAAGGGUACCACCUUUUUCCCGAACAUGGCGUCGGCCUUGCAUGAUCCCAACGAAUGGGAGGCACCCCUCACCUUCGACCCAAACCAUUUCCUUGACAAAGACGGGAAUUUCACCUGCCCAGAAGCUUUCAUCCCAUUUUCUAUGGGUCAUCGAGCAUGUUUGGGAGAUAAUUUGGCAAAGACAGAGCUCUUCCUGUUCUUUAGCAACCUUGUGCAAACGUUCAACUUCCACUUGGCCGACGGAUCAAAAGAUAUAAAACUUGACCCGAUCUGGGGAGGCACUCUGAAGCCUCAUUCCUUUGACAUCUGUGCAAUUCCUCGAGAGGCCCAUAUAUCAGGCCUGAAUGGCAGAUGUGGAUACUGGGAUUGGGAAUCCAAGCAGCUGGGUUUGCCUCCUCCAACUUUUGCCUGAAAAGAAAGCAAGUCUUGAGCCCUCCUUGUUGUGGGAGAAAAAUAUAUGCAACCUGGUCUCGUUCUGCAACAUGGGUGUCAGCCCCAGCCCUGCGACGGUACUUGGGGCCGCCAUUCAUGUGGGGAUCGCCGUUCUUCUGCUGCACACUUUCGCCGACGACCCUUCCUCUGUGCCUGCUCUGCUGGAUCAUCAGCCCCGAGGCAUGCCUCUCCCUUUGACUUCCCAGCCCACGCUAGAUGAUGUCAGGGUCCUGCACUGAAGCAGUUUAUCACCAUCUCUCACUUUAAGGAAAGACGGAGCAGCGUGGAACAACUGAAGCGGCUUAUGAUGGAUUGGGGAGGGAGAGGGGGGAUACGGGGUAAUUGGAUAAUUGAGUGAUUGCACUGGGGUGGAGCUGUAUGAUGAUUAAAAGGUGAUGGGGAGCAUGGAGCGUCAGCUCCAACGAAGAUUCCUUCCUGUAACACUUUAAGGUGGUCAGUUAAUACCGAUAUCAGGAUAAACAAACUUGGUUACUGCUUUUGCAUGCUGAGUUUUUUCCUAGACUUUUGGAACCUGACAAUGGGCUUUUGAAUACAGCCAGGCUGGCAACAUUAAUAUUGG